Messenger RNA from Verruconis gallopava, 2587 nucleotides. RefSeq lists its product as uncharacterized. Lineage: Eukaryota; Fungi; Ascomycota; Dothideomycetes; Venturiales; Sympoventuriaceae. The record is from RefSeq and is a predicted model, not a curated record. The transcript is spliced from 6 exons. Gene Ontology annotation, molecular function: CoA-ligase activity. Bases 547 to 2253 code for a protein of 568 amino acids. Gene Ontology annotation, biological process: secondary metabolic process.
CGCGCAACAGGACGCACAGCAGGACGCACAGCAGGACGCACAGCAGGACGCACAGCAGGUAGCCGCUUGGGUUCUUGACCUCCGUACCGAGACGCAGUUAGGCAGGUGCGAGGCGAUUCGGUUCCUGAUUUUAGGCUUUAUGUGGGACAGCAGUGCGUCCUCUGUUCGGCCUCCAAAGCCAAUGACACCUUCACCUGCUCGAUCCAACUCGGCCAAAACAUAAACGCGUGCCGGAGCGACGGAUCGAGAUCCUCCAGCUGCUCGCCUAGUGGCGCUCUUUGAUCCUCUGAUGCUCAAAGCAAGACGCUCGGCUGCUCCUGCGUGGGACAUCGCUUUGGCAUACUGCCUGACUGAUCGGACAAGUUGCAUGCCAGACCUGCUUGAAAGUUGCAAACUACAUACGAAACUGAAUGCGUUUUUGCAAGCCACUCGCAUCCCACUCACAACCUUGCGGCGUUUGCCUUCUCUUUUCCUCUAAUUCGGCCUCCCUCGGAACUAUAAGUAUCUGGAGACUAGAGUUGUGAUCAACCGUGCCUGAUCGAAACCAUGGAUUUGAUCUCGUGGACAUUUGAUUCUGAUGUUGAUGACAAAGACAGACCACUACUCUGCGAUACCUCCGACGUUUCGAGGUCUCUGUCGUACAACCAGCUUCGGUCGUACGUCAGACGACUAGUUGCUGGAUUACAAUCGAUUGGCAUUCAGCAAGGAGACUGCAUAUGUGUAAACAGCUUCAACGACGUCUUUUACAGUGUGCUGUACCUGGGGAUCAUAGGGUCUGGAGCGGUAUUUACGGGCGUCAACCCAGCCUACACGACAAACGAACUAGUUCACCAUUUCCGCUUGACGCAGCCCAAAAUCUUGAUUGUCGAACCACAGCUUCUCUCAAAUACACUUGCCGCAGCGAGUGAAGUUGGACUGCACCAUUCUCGCAUAUAUGCCUUCGACGUCGCUACUCAAAACAGCGAAACCAGCAUACAGAGCUGGGACGUUCUUCUCGCGCACGGAGAGCGUGACUGGGUUACCAUUAAUGACGCUAAUUCAACCGUGGCCCAGUAUGCCUCGACUAGUGGAACGUCUGGGUUGCCCAAAGCUGCCAUGCUUCCUCACAGUUACCAUGUCACCCAAGCUGAGCUUCGUUUGACACAUGGCAAGCUACCCUACAAGGCAAGACGGCUGACUGCUCUACCACCAUUUCACGUGUUCGCGACGCCAAUCAUUCCAUCGAGCGUCCGAGAAGGAAUUACGACAUACGUCAUGCGUCGUUUUGAUAUGCGAGGGUUUGUCGCCGCAAUUGAGCGAUUCGGAAUCAGCGAGACCUUUCUGCCACCACCAUGUAUUAUCGGACUCCCACAGACGCCUUAUGGCACACGUGAGUCUUUAGUUUCCCUGCGCCAAAUAUGGUUUGGUGGGGCUAGCCUGAAGUACGGCAAUCAGCUACCAAUGUACGAACUACUGCAUCCAGACGCAAAAAUCCAGCCGGUAUGGGGUAUGACGGAAGCUGGUUGGAUCACAGCCGGCCAUUGGGAAGAGAAGCAUGAAGAUGAUAGCGUUGGGAGAUACCUGUCCUGCUUUGAGGUCAAGAUCGUCGACGAUGAUGACAACGAGUUGAAACAGGAAGGUUCAACAGGCAACAUCAUGGUGCGAAGCCCAUGCAUGAUGCUUGGUUACUUAGCCAAUGAGGCGGCCACUCGUGAAGCGUUCGACAACAACGGAUGGCUGCGCACGGGAGAUAUCGGUUAUCGCGUCGACGGCAACAAAAUCUUCGUGGUUGAUCGCAAAAAGGAUAUGAUCAAAGUCCGAGGCUGGCAAGUCUCUCCAGCAGAGGUAGAAAAUACAAUCGUGCAGCACCCCUCUGUGCUCGACGCUGCUGUUGUCGGCAUCGAGAGAGAAGACAAAAGCGAGAUGUCGCGAGCGUAUGUCGUCUUAGCUCCUGGUGCGGAGCUGUCGAUCGAAGAGCUCAAGACUUUCAUCGGUCAGACGUUGGCCAAGUACAAGAUCCCAGAAGAGUUUGAAUUCACGGAUCGGAUCCCUAAGAAUGCAACGGGUAAAAUACUGCGGCGUCUUCUACGCGAGCAGGCGACGGUCGAAGAUACCUCGCCAGAGUCUCCCAAGGAGAGCUUCUGUCAGCCAAGCGAAGGACGGUGGCGCCACAUCAGAAGAAUGUCGGCUGGAAGCAUCAAGACCAUUUCAUUGGUAUCUAGGACCAUCCGGCUUUUUCUUUCGUGGCUCAAAAGCGUGCUUGUUAUCAGUUGAUUGUGCAGGCUUCAACGACCGAGGCCUGCAUGUGUACUUAGUAGAGAGCGGAUGAUUUGAAGGAAGGCAAGUUUGCUCCAACGUUUCAGUUGGCACGAUUCGACGGGAGGCUGGGGCUUCGGGGUCUGUCCAAGGUUCGGUGGAUUUGAAAGAAGAAAAUACCCGAGAAUCAGCACCUCGAACAGCCGUUCUGUAGAUUAUACUACCACGUUGUAUCUCAAUAGUAAGACAGCAGCACAUGGGCUGCCGAUAGCACGAUAGUAAUGGCACGACACCGUCCAAGCGUUGCUCGCCAGAGUUUUGAGGCCCGAUGCAAAAGUGCAGGGUCGACGGC